Petromyzon marinus (sea lamprey) is the source of this 3189-nucleotide messenger RNA. Lineage: Eukaryota; Metazoa; Chordata; Hyperoartia; Petromyzontiformes; Petromyzontidae. The record is from RefSeq and is a predicted model, not a curated record.
ACACACACACCCCCACUAAACACACACCCCCACUAAACACACACACCCCCACUAAACACGGACACGCACACGAGAAGAUCCGUACCUCGCUCGUGAGCGCCGCACACUGCAACGUGGUCGGGGUUCACGCGGUCGGGGUUCACCUGGUCGGGGGUUCACGUGGUCGGGGGUUCACGCGGUCGGGGUUCACGUACCACCCCCUGCACGCGCGCGCCGCUCUUUAACAGCUCGGUGUUUUUGCCCUCGGGGCUGAUGAGGACCCCUGCCGCUCCGAGGACAAGCAGGACACCGGCCUUGGCGGGUCGGCCCGACUCCCAGAGCCGAGGUCGUCCGCCUGCUUGACGCGCUACGCGACACCCUGGGAAGAUUUACCCCGAGGGGGAGGCCGACCAGGCGCGAGCGGGGGGGGGUCCCUGCGGGAGCACGAUUCUCGUUCAACACCAAAUCGACACGGGUGCCGCCCGACCCCGUUGGGCUCCCCGCGUACCGGGUGGGCGCGCCCGAGCGGGCCCAGGUUACAGAGGCAGUCGUGGAUGCGCUACGCGACGACACAAUCCAGCCCUCGGCGAGGCCCUGGUCUGCCCCGGUCGUGCUGGUGACGAAGGAGGACGGGUCUGAAGGUGAACGCGGUCACCCUCGGCGACGCCUUCCCCAUCCCCCUCAUCGACGACACCUUUGACAGCCCCUCGCAGGGUCGCGGUAAUUUUUCCACCCUCGACCUAGCGUCAGGGUACUGGCCGGUGGGGAUGGCGGGAGGAGGAUCGGCCAAAGACCGCGUUUACCACCCCGAUGGGACUGUUUUGAGUUCCAGGUGCUCCCGUUCGGACUCGCUAACGCGCCGGCGACGUUCGAUGGAAUUGGUGCUGCAGGGCUUGAAAUGGGAACAGUGCCUGAUUUACCUGGACGCCGUGAUAGUGUUCAUUAGGUCCCUGUCCGAGCACUGGUCCAGGUUACGGGAGGUGUUCCAACGAUCGCGGGCAGCCCAUCUCGAGCUCAAGCCGCGUGUCAUUGCGCAGCGCGAGGUUGGGUAGCACCCCGCACACCGCGUCAGCGAGGCGGGGGGGGAGGGGUGAGCACCGACCCGGAGAAGGUUCGCGCCGUAGUGGAAUGGCCAAGACCGAGGCACCUGACGGAGAUCAGGUCGCUCGUGGGGCUAGCCACUUAUCGUCGCCGGCUUGUGAAGGGAUUCGGCGAGGUUGCACGCCCCCUCACCCAACUCGCUUCCCCUAAGAACCCCUAUCGGUGGACGCAGGACCACCUCGCCCAUACCCCCCCGACCCCGACCCCGGCUUUCCCACCGAUUUUAUUUUGGACACAGACGCCUGCGGGCAGUGGGCUGGGCCGCGGUGUUGUCACAGGUGCAGGGUGGCACGGAGCGGGGUCAUCGCAUUCGCCAGCCGGACCCCCGAGCGGGGCCCCGAGCUGAAUUAUUGCGUGACCCCUUCAGGAGCUGUAUGCCGUGAUUUUCGCGCGGAAGCAGUUCCGGCCGCAUCUUGCACGGCAGAAAAUGUCCGACCACUAUGCCCUGCAGUUCCUCCUCAACAUUCGAGGAACCGCGGGGGGGGGUCAGAUGGCCCCGGUGGCUGACGCAGCUGCAGGAGUACAACCUGCAGAUCGAGUGCAGCGCCGGGCGUACGCACGCGGACGCAAACGCAAAUGCGGAAGCUUUGUCGAGGCAACCCACGGAGGCGAGGGAGGAGGAGGAGGAGGCCUGCCCGUGCCUCACGGGGGGCACGCUGCCGACAGGCAAACAGCCCCGCUGGAGCGCCCCCCCCCCGAGACUCGCCCCCCCCCUCCGCUGGGAGAAGGUUUUGUGUGUGCCACGGAGGUCCCUGCAGAAGGAGCCAGGGACCCCGACGGGCCGCUCCGGCCCCGCCCGGUCGGAUCCAAGAGGACGUCGGCUGUGCGUUGCCGGGCCUGGACGACGAGCAGCCGGGACGGGCCCCCGGCGGGCCUGCGGGAGGAAAAGGUCGCCCUGCAGGGACCCUGGAGCGGUUUGUACGCCCGGAUGCGUGUAGAGAACAGGGUGCUAACCGAAGCCGGGCAGCCGGGGUGCAUCUGUGUCCCCGCCCAGGUGCGGCCCCGGCUGGUGCACGACCACCCGCUCGGGGGCCAUGACGGGGAACGGCGCACUCGGGAGACCCUGCGUCGCCAGUAUCUCUGGCCCAAACUGGCACAAGGCGUGGCCGCCUGGGUGCAGUGCUGCCGCGCUUGUCAGCAGUGUGGGCAGAAAUCGGUGCGGUAUCAGGUGCCUCCGAGUCCGAUCCGUGUCAGCCGGGCGGACCAGCUAGUUGGGAUCGACCUGCAGGGGCCAUUCCCACAAACCCACCGAGGCGACCGGUACAUCCUCGUGGCGGUGGAGUAUUUCACGCGCUACCCAGUGGCCAGCCCAGAUAAAACUGCCCUUGUGGUCACCCGGGCAUUUGUGGAACAUUACGUACUUAAACAUGGGAUCCCCGAACGAGUCAUUACUGACCAGGGUAGUGCGUUCGAGACAGAGCUGUUGCAGGCGCUGUGCCGGGAGUUCGGAAUCCAGAAGGACCACACUACGGCAUACCACCCCCAGGCAAAUGGUGGAGCGUACAAACAAGACCUUAGCCGGGAAGCUCAAACGUAUGGCGGCCGCCAAUCAACAGGAUUGUGACGAACACCUCCCCCGAUGCCACCACGGCACACACAUCUACGGGACAGACCCCGUUCCGAAUGAUGUUUGGUCGUGAGUCUCGCCUACCAGCAGAUCUGUUGUUUGGCGUUCCCCCGCCGCAACGGGAGGAAGGGAGCCAGCCCGUGGAGCACCCGAUGGGGACCCUGCGAAGGGCCCGUGGCCGGGCCUACCAACAGGCGGAGGCCGCACAUCAGCGGCAAGAGCAGGGCAUGCAGCCCCGUGUGGAGCCCCCCUCUAUUCGGCGGGCUCUAAGGUUCGAAUGCACACCCCGCGCGUAGGGGCCGGACAGGUGAGGAAGCUGACCACCUACUGGCGCGGACCCUGGACUGUGGUGCGGCAGAUCCCCCCCCUGGACGGUGAUGAUCCAGGGCGGGGAAAGGGGCCGAGAGACGGUGGUCAACGUCCGCAGAUUUAAACCAUGGAGGGCGGCCCCGGCGAGAGAGACCCCAGCCCUUCGGGUACCCCGAAACCCCGGAGGACGUGGAGCUGAGUGGACUUGCCGAUGACUGGUCCCAGCGGUGUCA